UCCUGGUUUAACACGUUGUAAUAGUUCUAUUACAUACUGUACUGUACCUCACCAGGAGGCGAAGUAGCCUAUUAUACCGUGUUAGAAAUAGCACCAAAUCGGACACCGAAUAGGUAGGUGAGAAUAAAAAAAUACGCCGUAUUUUGAUACACUUGAACCGUACUUUUUUGUUUUCUUGGUUUCUGUAGGCGCUUCGUUCCCCCCUGUCCUCCACUUUUGACAGAACGCCCCGAGCGCACUUUUAAUGAUGCGUAACUGACGCGCGGUCAUCAACGGACAUUCUUCCUGAUGUCACUUCUCAACAUGCGGACCACCUGUUUUAUGGCCGUGAUCUUGUGGCUCACAACUGGUUCAUCUCGUUGUCAAACACCAAUUCCCAAUGUUCACGGAGGGUUAGGUGCAGUUCUGGGGGUGUCCAACGCCAGCGUCCUCCUGCAAGACCCCAGCUCUGAGACACUCUACCUGGGAGCCAGAGGCUCCAUUCUGGCACUGCACACCUCCAACCUCACCUGGAAACACCCAUCAAUUAAGUGGGAGGCAACAGAAGAGGAGAGGAAGUCCUGUAUGGGUAAAGGCAAGAGAGUGGAUGACUGUUAUAACUACAUCUGUCUGCUGGAGGUUCUGAAGGAUGGAAGGAUCUACGUCUGUGGCUCCUACGCCUACAAUCCCAAGUGUGCUUUCAUAGACCCAGUGACGUUUGUCCUAGUGGAGGAAGGUGGUGACAAAGUGAAGAUGGAGAAUGGGAAGGGGAAAUGUCCUUAUGAUCCCAGACAACCUCACACGGCUGUUACUGCAGAUGGAGUGCUGUACACUGCCUCCCCUUCUAACUUCCUGGGCACGAUGUUUGACAUCACCAGGGCAACAGGUCAAGAGGUGCACGUGCAUCAGUCCGUCAACUGGCUCAGUGAUCCAGAGUUUGUGAGUUCGGCCCUGGUCAAGGAGAGUCCUGGAGAUGAUGAUAAAAUCUACUUCUUCUUCAUGGAGAAUGCCUUAGAGUACGACCUUUACACCAAGGUCAGGGUCACACGGUUGGCCAGAGUCUGCAAGGGAGACGUGGGGGGCUCUAAGACCCUGCAGAAGCGCUGGACCAGUUUCCUGAAGGCUCAGCUGGUGUGUCAGGACCGGGACAGUGGCCAGCACUACACCGUCCUGACCCACGCCUACCCCCUGGAACACCGCCUGGGAGACCCCAGCAGCACACACUUCUACACCCUCUUCACCUCCCAGGGGAAAGGAGAGCGCGUGUCAGCAGUGUGUGUGUACAGCCUGGCUGACAUCACCAAGGUGUUUGCGACGGGAGGCUUCAGAGAUAUGAAGAGGAACUGUGUGAACAGUGGGAACUCUGAGUCUGUACCCGACCCCCGACCUGGACAGUGUAUCAACCAUGUCCUGAGAGCCCAGGGUUACAACUCCUCCUUCGACAUGCCCGACCGCGUGCUGCAGUUUGCCAAGGAACAUCCUCUGUUGACGAACACUGUGGACGCAGCGCCCCUUCUGGUGAGGAGGGGAACUACAUACACCAGGAUCACAGCCACCAACAUCUCCAACAGUGAUGCUGCCCUACUACAUCUGGGAACAGAUCAGGGGGAGUUACACAGUGUCUCUAUUGUUGGUCGUACUGCUACUCUGCUGCAGGAGAUCCCUCUGACAACCUCAGUAGAGCCCGUCAACAACAUCCUCAUACACCAGGGCCAUGUGGUGGUGGGCUCCCCAUGCUCUCUGUCCCGUGUGCCAGUAGAGGGGUGCAGGGUGUACUCCAGCUGUCAGGUGUGUGCCCGGGCAGCAGGACUAGGUUGUGUGUGGGAUGUCAACACGAGAGGCUGUGUUGCGGACUCUCCAGUGCAGAGGGAGUCAGAGGACCCUUUGAAGGUGUGUGGCACUGGAGAGGGUCGUUGUUCCCCUGUGGUGAAGGAGCUGCGUGUGAAGAUGGGCCUGGUGGUCCUCCUCCCCUGUGACCACCCCCAUCUCUCCCCUCUCCCCUGCGUCUGGGAGCACCCCCAGGGCCGCCACACCCUGAAGCACCACUCCCACCUGGAGGUCACUGUCUCCGAAUCCAGCCUGGGCCUCUACUCCUGCCGCUGCUCAGCCCAGGGUGAUUAUUCCCGGGGUAGCGAACCCUGCCUUACAGCCUCCUACCAGCUCACCAUGGAGGACCUCAGUGUCGAAGGCAGGGUGGACCCGGGGCUGUCGAGAUCACCGGUAUGGGUAUACAUCUCCUGUGUCCUGCUGGGGGUGCUGGUUGGAGCUUUAGGAGCAACUGUGUUCCUGAAGAGGCUUUGCUGGAGAGCAGCCCAGCACACCCCAUUAGAGGACAGAAAUGGGGGUGGAGCCAAUCAAGGACAGCAGGGGCGGGGCCCCACCUGUUAUGAGAAUAAGCUGGUGAUGGGUGACAUGUCGGUCGGCCAAUUGGGAGAGGGCGUUUUGUGAAGAGAUGUCCAGAAUUGACUUAAUUGAAGGGAGUGUUUUGCCAGGUACCGCUUAGAGACUGAGGCUUUCUUUCUUUCUGUGUCUCUUUCUGUCUCUCUCUGUGUGUCUCUUUCUCUGUGUCUCUCUCUGUGUCUCUCUGUGUCGCUCUCUCUGUCUCUCCCUCUGUGUCUCUCUGUGUCUCUGUUU
Oncorhynchus gorbuscha (pink salmon) is the source of this 2613-nucleotide messenger RNA. Its product is annotated as semaphorin-4F-like. NCBI's taxonomy places the organism in Eukaryota, Metazoa, Chordata, Actinopteri, Salmoniformes, Salmonidae. The transcript is spliced from 14 exons. Bases 289 to 2427 code for a protein of 712 amino acids. The record is from RefSeq and is a predicted model, not a curated record. Gene Ontology annotation, molecular function: semaphorin receptor binding; chemorepellent activity. Gene Ontology annotation, biological process: negative chemotaxis; neural crest cell migration; negative regulation of axon extension involved in axon guidance.